AUGGCGACCGAGAACUUCAACGCGCUUGUUGCCGUUACUUCUAUUUUAUUGCUGUUUUCGUGUUUGGAAGCUGCAUCUGGAAAUCAGACAUUUUUAUACGCGGACGAGAUUCGCGGUCUGAGCGAACUGCCGAUGACCGAAUUGAUCCGAAUAAAGUCUUCCUUCGCGGACGAGAAAGAUUUCAUGGAGGAUGACGAAGAGUCAUUCGACGUGUCGAGCAGGACAUUGUCCUUGUCGCUGCCAAUGGCCCUUCCCUUGAAGGGGUUGAAUAAAAAGCCGAUGAGGCGAUACGAGGAGUACUGGGAAGAGAAGGGAAAGGACACGAAGAUCUCGAAGAUCUUUCAGCUGGCAGUCACGGCGCUUUCGUUCCUGGCUUUCGGGGGCUAUUUGCUCACUCUCGUAAUAACAGCUAUUCGUCGAAACUCAGGAAAUACCGGCAAUGGAAACGUCAUAGUGCUCUCGAACUUGCAAGCUCUGCAGGCCUACAAUCGUCCCAAGAGGAGCGUCCUGAUCUUCGAUCCAGCGGAGAACGACUUCGAGAUCGAGAAACUUUAUCAGGGAAUGAUCAUGCUGUCGCGAACUUACGCGUUGUAUAAUUAAUUAUUUUGUUUAGGAAUUGAUGGUUGUCGAUAAUUAAUUUCAAUAUUGGAAUCGAAUCAGACUUAGUUGAUAAGAUUUACCAGCACGAUUGUAACGUGUUCGUGAUUUAAAAACUAAAAUACUUUGGUUCUAAAUUCUGACCAGAGCUGAAGCGUAGCCAAAUCGUCGACAAUGCUCGCAGAUAUUAUUAUUACACCCCUAGGCAAAGUUUAUCUUAAAAAAUGAUCAAAUAAAGUUUGAUUUCAUGUCGAUACUGAAAUUAAUUAAUC
Messenger RNA from Hylaeus volcanicus, 869 nucleotides. RefSeq lists its product as uncharacterized. NCBI's taxonomy places the organism in Eukaryota, Metazoa, Arthropoda, Insecta, Hymenoptera, Colletidae. The transcript is spliced from 4 exons. The record is from RefSeq and is a predicted model, not a curated record. Bases 1 to 600 code for a protein of 199 amino acids.